UUGUUAUCUCCCCUGGUAAUUCAGAUGGCGCCACAAUCGCUAAAUCCACCUUCGCACCUGUCACAGAGAAUCUUCAUAACCGGUAAUCAUGGAGUCCAAAUACGACCGUGUCGCCUACCCAGAAAAUGUGUACCUCCAUUCCGAUGCGGACAUGGAGGAUUUCGGAACUGGAGUGUAUCCAGUGUCCGUCAUAUCAAGAAAACCCUUUCAUGACGAUUCGAUCAACUUCGGUUGUUUUAAGGUGCGACGCAAAUUCUCGACAUUGCUGAUAGUUUUCGGUGUAAUUUUACUUUUACUGGUGAUCACGAUAGGUAUUGGAAUCCACGCGGCCGUGGCACACAAGGCGACACAGGAAGAAAAGCACAUGUGUAACAGUGGCACAAGCCCUAACGCAAAGGACUUCGGUCUAUUGGUAGAGCCUAUGAUUAAAAACUCAGGGUCAGCAAUCUGCUUUGAUGCAACAAAGCCUGAUACAUAUCUACAAUAUCUCAACAGAUUGGAUUACUUCACACAUGAUUAUAGCGCAAUACCCCAGACUGGGGAGGAAUAUGUGGACUGUACAAAUGCUACUGCACCAGACGGCAAGAAAUGUCGGUUUGACAUUCACAAGUUCGGGAGUCUGUGUACACAUGGAAAGGACUAUGGGUACAACCAAGGGAGACCAUGCGUACUGUUAAAACUGAUGAUGCCAAAAGGCAUUGUACCAGAAGUGUUUGGGAAAGAGGAUACUGUCACAAAAACGAAGCUCCAGAAUGGCCUGUGGAGUGGUGACCAUGUGGCUGUGACUUGUGACGGCGCGACACCUGAUGAUAAAGCAAAGAUUGGCAAUACCCCGUACACCGGUCCAAACAACCUAACCGAGGGACCAUUCUACAUCAGCCCUAAGGAGGGAUUCCCUGUCAACUUCUACAAGGACGGCAACACUGUAGUACCAGCAGUCAUGGUUGGCUUCAACAAUCUCAUGAUCACCAGAAACACCUACAUCACCAUCAAGUGUGUGGCCUGGGCCAAAAACUUCAACAAUGGGGAUCCUGCCAGCUCUAUUGCAUACACAACAACAUUCAAUUUCCACCUCAGCUGAGGCAGCAGGCAUGGAGACGACCUGUUGUUACCAGUCUUCACCGACAGCCUUGUAGGGGCACUAACCCUCACACUUCAUCUCAUCCCAAGGCAAAGAUCACUUCUUUCUAGAUCAGUUAAACUGAAAUAUUGGAUUAAAUAUCUAGUUCUCGAUUAGUUCUCAUGAUUAUGUGAAGAUUUAAAGUACAAACAAUGGUAUUGAAUACUUGUUUGAUCCAAUUUUUUGUCUGUGUCCAUUUAAAAAAAUCUGAAUCAUUGAGGAAAAAUUUGUGUAAGAUAUUUUUUCCUAUAUUUAUGAAUAUGAAAUGUUACCAGUGUCGUUCUCAUCCAGUAAUGUUCUCGUCAUAAUGUUUACAGCGACCCACACUAGUUCUAAUCAUUGAAAACUUAAGAAUCUCUUUCCUUCUCCGUCUUAAUGACUAGGUUUGAUACCUCUAAAGGUAUUAAUUGCCUUUACCUUGUGUCUAUGAGAUAUUCAACAAACUAAAUAUACAUUCCAUACUCGUACUUUUAAUUGUGUCUUAAUACAAGUCUGUCGGUGGGUACCCUAUAAAGUUGAUAUAUGUUAUACACCCUCAAGUUAGUGUCAAGUUCUGUGACCACUUGACCGAGUCACAUAUUAACUACACAAAUUUGCAGUCAAUUAGUAGAACCAGAUAGAUGGUGUGUUAGAUUGUGUAUUAGCCAAAGUGUAUAUAAGGUCCGUAGGUAUGACUGAAGACUGCGGAGAACACACGUUAACUGAUUUACUGUGGUUGACUAGAUGUCACGUUGACUAGAUGUCACAUUGACUAGAUGUCACAUUGACUAGAUGUCACGUUGACUAGAUGUCAACGAGUCCUUUUCAAUUCAUUUUUUACUCUCUUUUUUUUUAGGCGAAAUUAUGAACUUUUUCACACAUUCAUUAUGAAUAAAACAGAGAUAUGCUCAUUAUUAAUCAUUUAACUUGCAUUUAAAUCAAUACUUACACUAUUAAGGAGGUUAUGACUUGCCUCUAUAAUUAUGUGGGGAUUUAAAGAAUUCCAAACUAUCCACUAAAUGGAUGUUUUUAAAUGUCAAGUCUGUAUAUCUUUUCAUUCUUCCAAAGUGACAUCUUUAAUUUCUUGAACUUUUUUAUCAUCAUGUUGGAAAGUUACUGUUUGAGAUGUAUAAUCAUAUUGUGAACAGAGAUAUCCAUAUAAGGCAAUUACAUUUUUUGGAAAUGUAAUUUAUUAACAAAAUUGUAGCCUAGUAUGAAACUGAAGUGUAUGUGAUCAAUGUUAUAUGUUACUCAUUGUGUUAUUUUGUACAGACCUUUUCUGGAGAAAGAGAGGCUCAGUGAGAACAAUAGGUACUAAAAUACCGAUAUUAUCAUGUUUUUUAUCAUCUGUGUGUAACUUUCAUCUCCAUGCUCUGUAAACUGAUUCAACAGUCACUUGACGUUCAUUUGUGUUAGUUUGUAAUAGCAGUUUCCUAAUUGAUCACAAUUUUUUCUGCGAUUUUACUGUCAUUGAUGUGUGUGUGAAAUCACCUGAUAAUGUACUAGAUAUAUGUGAAUGGUAUUUGUAUAUUGUUGAGAACUAAUAAAUAAACAUGCAGGUUCUAAGUUUUCCGAUGGAGCCAUCACAUGUAUGUAUGAUAGGGUUUGUAUUAUCCAGGAUGAUUUAUAGUGAUACUAUUACAUGUGUCAAUACAAGGUGUACUGUAUCAUUUAACAUCACAUUAAAAGGAUGUUUUAGAUGAACACUUUUUGACAUUUACAUAAAAUCUGGUUAUUAUAGAGAAUGACAAUUGUCUUCUCAUUUAUUCUAAUUAGAAAUUCAUGAAAAUAUUCAAAUUAAAAUUUUCAACUUUUACCAUGGGUCAAAACUCAUAAAAUGCCUGUAUAAGUAACAGUAAAAUUGAUUUUUAAACAAAAAAAGUAUCACAAUUAGUGUUUUGUUCGGCCUUAAUAUAUGGGUAUGAUAAAAUAAUUGUCCUGUGAUUUUUGGUACACACUCGGUUAACAAUUCCUAGAUAAUUGGAAUGGAUGUUAUAUUGUAACUACAGCUAGUUGUACUGAAGUAGUAUCUGCAGAUGGUUCUACUGAUGUUAUCAUGUUCAAGUUUUGUUUUGAAGGUUGUUUUAACUCUAUUGUUAUAUAAACUUAAACAUUCACUGGCAUAUCAUGGUUAUGUAAGGGUUGAACUGUCAUGUAGACUACAUUUCUCACUGUCAUAAACAGUGGUCAUGGGUUGGAAGUAUUGUACAUGUGUCGUUGUCAUUAGUCCCUUCUAAAAUAGUCUGUAAUAUUACAAUUAUUUCUAACCACUCUGAUUUUUUGUUGUAAACUGAAAUAAAUUCAAUUGUUUUGUUCAUUAAAACUUUAUCCUGAAGAUGUUUAGUUUGCUGUUUAGAUAAUGCCAUAAUUCAGAGUCUAGAAUCAAGAUUUGACAGAAUUUGAACCUGUUAUUUCCCUUAGUGGUACACAUGGUCACCAAUGAUCCGACAGUGUAUUUAACUGGUGACAGAAUUUCAACCUGUUAUUUCCCUUAGCGGUACACAUGGUCACCAAUGGUCUGACAGUGUAUUUAACUGGUGACAGAAAUCGAAUGAUCUUAGAAAUGAACAUUUUUGUAAUCAUGAUAUUUUUGAUUUCCUACAUUCCACUUGGAAUAUAUUUUGUUUUUAAGAUUUUAAUAUAUAUAUACCUGGAGUAUGUUGAUGUGUUCUGUCCAUGUAUACAUUCCUUUAUCUAACGAUCCAUCAUGACUGGAAAAAAAAUUCCAUAGAAAUAACAUAUCGGUGUGUAAUUCAGGUAUACAAGAAUUGAGGUUAUUUAUAAACACUUUUUGAUAUUGCUGUAAUCCAAUUUAUAUCCAUAAGAAAUAAAUUAUCAGCUUUGUAUAUUGAUAUAUCCUAUAUAUAUAUAUAUUCACAAAUAAAUGAAAAUUUGUUCUGUAAGGAACAAAUAAACAUCUGCCUUUUGAUAUUUUGAGCCUAAAAUCGAUCAUUUUGAAAUCUGUUAUCUAAUGGGAAGUAUUUUUUUAAUGGAGAGACUAUUGUGUUUUCUUUGGUCCCUGACAGCUUCACCCACGUGCCUUACCCUCCACAGGGCUCAUACUUAAGGUCCAUUGUUGCUGUUUAAAUAUAAUUGUGAAAAAAGUAGCUAUGAAAUUUAUUAAAUACCUUGUUGAAAUAAUUUGAAGGAACAAAAUCUGUGACAUUUUGUUUUCACAGCUUGGCGUACAGGGCCUUUUUUAUCGUGAUGUUCUUGCUGUAAGUGCAGUUGUUUCCAGGUUAACUCAGAUUUAGGGGACUGAGAAGCUGCUAGAGAUCUAGGCCAAAAUUCUCAUAAACUCAUAUCUCGGAGAUACAAGUCCAUCUCUUUUUUAACUGAAGCAGUAGAAUCUUUAGCAGUGAAGUUGUCAUCUUUUAUCUUAAGAUUAGGUGAUGUCAGUACCCUGUAGUUUUGUAUGUAUGAGAUAAUUGUUCUCCUACCCUGGACAGGUCUAUUCCUACUUUUUGUGAGGUGAGAUUGUCUCACCCUAGGGUUUAGAUGAAGGGAUUCCCCAGUCAAUGAGAUUUCCUUGUCUCACCCUAGGGUUUAGAUGAAGGGAUUCCCCAGUCAAUGAGAUUUCCUUGUCUCACCCUAGGGUUUAGAUGAAGGGAUUCCCCAGUCAAUGAGAUUUCCUUGUCUCACCCUAGGGUUUAGAUGAAGGGAUUCUAUUUAGUCUGUAAAGUAAAGACAAAGAGUAAGGUAAAAGGAGCGUUGAAGUGUAGGCUCUGUUGGUGAUGAGAUGAUGAACUUGAUCGUAUAGUUUAGUCCCAUAGACAAAGAGUAAGGUGAAAGGAGCGUUGAAGUAUAAGGCCUUGUGUUGGUGAUGAGAUGAUGAACUUGAUUGUAUAGUUUAGUCCCAUCCUGGUAGUGUUGGUGUUGUGAUGAUGUGGCCGGAGACUUGUCCAGGAGUGGUUAGUCCCGUUCUGAUAUUAGUGCCAUGCAAACAAUGAUCUGUAGAUAUGUCCUACAAUAAUUGUAAUAGUGAUUUCUUAGUGUAAAAGUAUUUUGUUUAUACAAUGUGACAUGGUCAUAAACAAUCUCAGAUAGAACACUAUGUAUACUUGUCAACAUAGGCACUGCAAUAGGGUGUAUCAGAAUCACACACUGAUGUCAUUAGAAAUAAUUAAAGUCAAUAUUUUACUGAUUAGUUGUCUUACCAGAUCAAACCUCAGUACCCUUACUGAGUGAUGAACUGUUUCUAUUUGACCUAGUUUUAUUCUAGAUUGGUUAAAACCUUAUAGCAGUGCCUUUGUAAAUGUUUUGUGGUAAAUGUAUGUAUUGAGAAAUAAUAACAUUUUUAUAAAAUUGUACACACGUCUAAAUGUAAAGGUUGUUUGAGUGUUGGUUAUGUAGCUAGACCAAGGAUUGUUGGUGAUGAGUUCCUUGGUGUAGUGUAGCUGUACAUUUUAAGCGUAUAAUGAUAGAUAAGUUGAUACAGUAUGUACACAUCACUUCUAUUUAUAUUGUUUGUUGGAUCUAAAUUUUCUCUCUCUCUUCACAGCCAGUUGAUCUGCUUUUUGUGAUUAACCUUUCCUGUACCUUGUUAAAAAAUAUCACUUUGCUUUGAUACCUGUCAUUCCAGUUCUGCUUGUAAAAUUCUGUAGUGGUGGUCAAAACUACAGGAUGUCCUACUUAUUGUAUUAGAUUUUUUUUAUUAUCUUUCAUUACUGGUUUAUGAAAUAUUGAUUUUCAGUUGAGGUUAUUUAGCCAAGCUUUGUAAACCAUUACAGUUAAUCUGUAAAAAAUAAAUGAAUUCCAUAUUUGAAUUUUAGAAAUGUAUUAAAAAGUUGUUAACAAUAACGAACUUUGUAUGAAAUAUUAAGAUUUGUUAAUGCAUUGUACCGUGUGUGUCCUACUUAACUCGGGCAAUUAACCGUGAAAUUAACAGUAACACAAACUCCUGUGAAAAGACAGCUGUUGGCUGUCCAUAACUAGGUCAUUAAAUACAUCCCUUUCCAAUUAAAACUAAACUGAGUCUUUCUCCCAGGUGUUAUUAAGCGUUACGUUGUGUAGUCGACUAUUUAGUUUCUGGUGAUGGGGUGUGGUGGGCUUCACAGUGCUCCUCGGGUCACAUGGAAGGAUUCUACAUUAUUAGAAGUGAUAUACUUACAGUGUACUACACUAACUUAAUAUCAGGGACAGGUAUCCGUCACAAUACAGGAAAAACAUAAACGAGAAAUACCACAGGUAACCCUACAUUCCAAUUAUGAUUUAUCAUGUUUAGGAUAUUUCUAGAGCCAUUGAUAUUUCAGUAUGUGUACAGUAUAGAUAUACUGCCACCAUCUGUCCAGUGUUAUUAUCACAUGAUCAAGGGGUUUGGUGAUAUAACAGGAUUUGGCAAUUUAAGGAAGUUUGAUGUUAUCAGCUGGUUUUGUGAUAUAAAGGGUUUGUUGAGAUAUAUUGGGACAUUUAGACAGGAAGUGAUAAUGAAAUGGGGAUAUCGAAAUGUAUAGGAAGUGAGCUGGAAAAUAAUGUAAAGAGCAUCUAGAUUUAGAGGUGUACCAUUGAUCUGAUAAUGAUGUCUGUGUUACCAUACUGACAAAUCUUAACUAGCACGAAUUACAAACUGUCCAGUUAAAACAGGUAAACUGAACUACAAACUGUCAUGUGAAAAUUCUUCCUCGUACAAUACUGCAAACUGUUUGAUUAAUUUUUUUACUACUUGUAGUACAAUACUACAAACUGUCCUGUUCAAAUCCUUUCUAGUAGAUGUGCUCUAAGAUGUCAGCUGUUCAGAUAAUUACCAGGAGGAGUGAAGCUCUAUGAUAGUAAAAUGUUGACGUGUACCAGUUAAUGAACUGUACACACAGUUGCCCUGAUUUAACAUGUUGAAGAACAACCUUGUGACCACGAAGGUCUGUGAUUUUGUAUACCAUGCUAACUCUUUAAUAGAUUGUUUUAAAUGUAUGUAAUUCAAUUUUUAUGAUUCCUUUAAUGUGCAAAUCUUAAAGCUGCAAUAAAAAGAUUAUCUAUUGUU
Molecule: messenger RNA, 7076 nt
Organism: Mizuhopecten yessoensis (Yesso scallop)
Lineage: Eukaryota; Metazoa; Mollusca; Bivalvia; Pectinida; Pectinidae
Product: sodium/potassium-transporting ATPase subunit beta-1-like
Exons: 5
Coding region: 89-1081 (330 amino acids)
Biological process (GO): intracellular potassium ion homeostasis; sodium ion export across plasma membrane; potassium ion import across plasma membrane
Cellular component (GO): sodium:potassium-exchanging ATPase complex
Molecular function (GO): ATPase activator activity
Source: RefSeq, a predicted model, not a curated record